Nanorana parkeri is the source of this 769-nucleotide messenger RNA. RefSeq names its product calcium-binding protein 2-like. The transcript is spliced from 8 exons. The coding region runs from base 22 to 687 and encodes 221 amino acids. NCBI's taxonomy places the organism in Eukaryota, Metazoa, Chordata, Amphibia, Anura, Dicroglossidae. Gene Ontology annotation, molecular function: calcium ion binding. The record is from RefSeq and is a predicted model, not a curated record.
CAACCAGCUUACAAAUGAGCGAUGGGAAAUUGCACUAAAUCUCAGCAAAAGAAGACUAAUAAGGAUGGGAAUCACUCCCACUUACAGCUUGCUCCCCUUUCACCCUCUGACCUGGGUGCUGAGAUUGUGGACAGCUGGCCACGGCCGCUGCAGAGCUUCGCCGCACUGCAGAGUCUUGCCGGGACGGCCUGCAUCUUCCUUCGACACAGCAUCGCUAUCACACAGAUCGACAGAGAGCUGAGACCAGAGGAGAUAGAAGAGCUGAGAGAUGCAUUUAAAGAGUUCGAUCGGGAUAAGGAUGGAUUCAUUGGCUACAAGGAGCUGGGAGAGUGUAUGAGGACCAUGGGUUACAUGCCUACUGAGAUGGAACUUAUUGAACUCUCACAAAAAAUCAAGCUCAAUGUUGGGGGUAAAGUUGACUUUGAGGACUUUGUAGAGCUAAUGGGGCCUAAACUUCUAGCAGAGACAGCAGACAUGAUUGGCGUAAAGGAGCUAAGAGAUGCUUUUCGAGAGUUUGACUCAAAUGGUGACGGGAGGAUCAGCACACGAGAACUGCGAGAGGCUAUGAGAAAACUCUUGGGUCAGCAACUUGGUCCUCGAGAAGUCGAUGAAAUCCUGAGAGAUGUGGACGUAAAUGGAGAUGGACUUGUAGAUUUUGAAGAGUUUGUACGAAUGAUGUCUCGCUGAAGAAACGAAGAAAUGAAAUGAUAGUGUGAAGAGUCUUAAAAAAAAAGCCUGAAUAUUUAUUUCCUCUUUGUCUUCAAAGCAA